Messenger RNA from Cydia fagiglandana, 556 nucleotides. Its product is annotated as juvenile hormone acid O-methyltransferase-like. The coding region runs from base 14 to 556 and encodes 180 amino acids. The record is from RefSeq and is a predicted model, not a curated record. Lineage: Eukaryota; Metazoa; Arthropoda; Insecta; Lepidoptera; Tortricidae. The transcript is spliced from 3 exons.
UAACAACGCAACCAUGCAGGAUCCAAAAGCAUAUCAACAAGUCAACAAUAUGCAAAGCAGAGAUCUUGAAGUUAUAUUAAAAGAAAAUCCAUUUGAAUGGAAACAGAAAUAUGCUAGAAUCAUGGACAUCGGGUGCGGCGAUGGGAGCGCCACUAUAGGUAUAUGGAAAAACCAUAUUCCAGAGGGUUUUAUGAUAGUCGGAAGUGACAAAAGUGAGAUAUGUGUAAACUUUGCGAAGAAGAAUUACGAGAGCGACAAAGUUAAAUUCAUUACGCUUGAUAUAGAAGGGAAGAUACCUGAUGAUCUGAAAGAAUGCUUUGACUACGUGGUUUCAAACUACACAUUUCAUUGGGUGCAAGGGCAAGAAAAAGGGUUCUCAAAUAUAUACGACAUGCUGGCAAAAGACGGCAAAUGUCUGCUAAUAUUCCUCGGCAAUUGCAACUGUUACGAAAAUUAUCGCACACUUUCGCGCACUACAAAAUGGCAUUCCUAUCUUAAAGAUGUCAAGACUAAGUUUAUGUCUCCAUAUCAUGAUUCUCAGGCAAAAAAGACCUAA